Rhododendron vialii is the source of this 1333-nucleotide messenger RNA. Its product is annotated as EP1-like glycoprotein 4. Lineage: Eukaryota; Viridiplantae; Streptophyta; Magnoliopsida; Ericales; Ericaceae. The transcript has a single exon. Bases 32 to 1219 code for a protein of 395 amino acids. The record is from RefSeq and is a predicted model, not a curated record.
CACUGAUCAAAAACGGGAUCUGCUACUAGUAAUGGGUAAACCAAGUCUGCGUUUGAUCAUUUCAUUUGCUAUUAUUAGUAUCACCGUCUUUAUCUUUUCUGCACAUUUAAGCAAUUCUCAAUCAGUAGCGAAUUUGUCCACUACAUGGAUCAACAAUAACAACCCAACAAUUUACAUCAACCCAAGCUACGUUUUUCCCGCGUAUCAAAUGACUCCAGUCCUUUCCCCAUCCAGUGCCUCACAGUUCGUUUCCGGCUUCUACUGCUUUUCCGAUGGAUCUUCAUGUUUCUUUGGUAUCGUCAUAUGUGGAGGAAGAUACCAAGAACAUAACUAUGCCGAACUAGAUGGUCCCCAGCCAGUAUGGUCUGCCAACCGGGACUGUCCAGUGGAAGUUAAUGCGACGUUGAAAUUAACGGGCGAUGGGAAUUUGAUAUUGGAAGACGCGGAUGGAGAUAUGGUAUGGUCAACCAACACUGGAGGAAAGUCCGUCGCGGGCUUAAGAUUCACUGAAUUUGGAAACCUCGUGCUUUUUGAUAGCAACAACGCGACAGUUUGGCAAUCUUUUGAUCACCCCACAGACUCAUUACUUAUUGGACAAAAGUUGGUGUCAAACUCGGGGCAAAAGCUGAUAGCUAGAACAUCAUCAUCUGAUUUUAGCCGAGGCUUGUUUUCGCUUUCUGUUCGGAACAGUAGUUUGUUCGGUUACAUUGAAGCCAAUCCACCGGCGGUCUAUUACAUAUCCACUUUGGAGGCAAACCCAAAUUCCAUAAAUUUGGAAAAAGAGUAUGUUGUGUUCAAGAACGGAAGCUUCAAUGGUCAAACUUUUGCUCUUGGGUCGACAGCUCAGUUCAUGAGGCUGGAACCCGACGGGCAUUUGAAGGUUUACGAAUGGGUUCAAUCCGAAUGGAAGACCAUGGCGGAUUUGCUCACUUCAAGUUUUGGUGACUGCGGGUAUCCAAUGGUGUGUGGCAAAUACGGGAUAUGUAGUUCAAACGGGCAGUGUGGUUGUUUUGCGGGAAGCAGCAAUGAAGUUAAGAAAAUAAGUUACCAGCAAACAAACCUCGGAUGCUCCCUUGUUACACCCAUUUCUUGUGAUCAUUCUCAGUAUACCCGUCUUUUGGAGCUUAAGAAUAUUAGUUACUUCACCUUAAAUUGGCGACACUUAUACAACGAGUUGGAUGAAAAAACUGAAUGGAGGAUUGCAAAAAUGCUUGUUUGAGAAAUUAUUCUUGCAAAGCAGCUUUAUUCGUGGAUACAUCAUACUAUUAUCCAGAAACGAGAGGUUGCAUGUUACUGUCUGAAGUUUUUUCUCUUAUAGACGAUGAGGGAGGAU